Messenger RNA from Scleropages formosus (Asian bonytongue), 2885 nucleotides. RefSeq names its product alpha-1,3-galactosyltransferase 2-like. The record is from RefSeq and is a predicted model, not a curated record. Gene Ontology annotation, biological process: carbohydrate metabolic process. NCBI's taxonomy places the organism in Eukaryota, Metazoa, Chordata, Actinopteri, Osteoglossiformes, Osteoglossidae. Bases 982 to 2088 code for a protein of 368 amino acids. The transcript is spliced from 6 exons. Gene Ontology annotation, cellular component: Golgi apparatus; membrane; vesicle. Gene Ontology annotation, molecular function: hexosyltransferase activity.
CGACUUUGCCUUCAGGUCUUUAAAUGUCACUUUUACACGAGGACUUGAAGGGGCGGUUUUAAAAGCCACCGCCGUCUUGAAGUUUGACGGAUUGCGCAAAAUUCGGGUUUCGCGUCCGGAGCGCAGCAGGUACAGCGAUCAUGUUGUGUCCGAACCUCCUUGGGGGGGGGAAAAAGAUACCGUGUAUGUGACAGUUUACCUUACCUGGGGGGCCGAGUAGCGCAGGCUGCCUUUGAAAUGAGCCCCAAGCUUAAACAUUAGACCUUACUCUGGUAUAAAUAUUAAUACCAGAGUAAUUACAUCAGAUAUAUUUUAAUUUUGUGACAUAGUCACACAUCCCCGUGUUCCAGUGCAGUAUUUAUGGACUUUCCGUGACCAUGAUUCCAUAAUCAUGGGCUCUGUGGUCUGGAAAAAAGGUUCUAAAACCUGUGGUCUAGAUGUGGGACCCGGUGGAUGUGGUGCUACAGUUUGCAGAAGUGGUACAUUUAUCCACACUGAAGUAUUAAUGUAAAUGAAUCUAAAAGUGGGAGCUCUUCUUCACGCUACAGUUAUAUUUGUACAGUAUUUGAACCCACAUUGAUUAUGCUGCAGUCUUUCCAAAGCAUAUCUGAAGUGUCAAAGUGCACAUUGUAGCGCAACGUGUAACGAAACGACGUAUAGCUGGACUGUCUUGUGCUGUCAGUUUGCCCGGUUCCUAUCAGCUGGACCGUGAUCCGGUGCAAUAAUGAACAGAUCCUCAUUGCUGUUGUAAAACACCGCAGAAACAAAGUGUCAAAGCAGCCCAAAGUGACCUUUAUCUAACGAAAAGUGACAUAUUGGCAAUAACUGAUAGCUUGUCAUUACUGUCAUUAUUAUUGUUGGUUUGGAAAGUGACAUUGAAAUGUGUAAUUUUUGGUGUACGUGAGUGGAAAAAAGUCCACUCGCUUUUCGCAUGCAGGAGAACUGUGGGAACCGUGAGAACCGUGAGCAGCUGUGAGCCUCAUGUUGCUGUCCUUACCUGUCCGAACCUGCGCGCGAUUUCAACCCAACAUGAAGGUCUUCAAAGUCAGGCCACGAUCCAAAAUAGGUUGUGUUAUAGUCGUGUUCCUGCUGAUUUCUGUUGGAUUCCUUGGUCGUUUUCUCAUAAGGUUUGUCCAAGAGUUGGUGGCCAUGGGUAAAUGCCCUUUGCCUGCCAAUGAGAAGUUAAAGUCUGGGACUCAUAUUGACAACUCUCUAGAUUUAUGGUCCAGAAUCGAUGUUCAGACAUGCACCUACUGGAGAGCACCUAUCAUGUGGGAGGGGAUGUUUGACCCACAAGUCUAUGACAGAUACCACAGUAAAAAGGGCACCUCCGUCGCGCUCACCGUGUUUGCUGUCGGAAGGUACCUGGAGGUCUACCUGCAAGAUUUCCUUACCUCUGCAGAGAAGCACUUCAUGACAGGUUUACCUGUGACCUACUACAUUUUCACAGACACACCAAAGUGGGUGCCUACCAUCCCUCUGGCUUUAGGACGGACCAUGAAGAUCAUAGAGGUAGAAGGACAUGAUCGCUGGCAGGACAUCUCCAUGUCGCGCAUGAAGAGUAUUGCAGACGUCAUAGAGUCGCACAUCCGACACCGGAACCAGUACGUCUUCUGCUUCGAUGUGGACCAGACUUUCGUGGGACGAUUUGGCUCCGAGGCGCUCGGAGACACGGUGGCCCUUCUGCAUGCAUUCUACUACCACCGCUACCAGAAGGAGUACAGCUACGACCGCAACCCCAAGUCAGUGGCGUACAUGGAGAAGGGCGACUUCUACUACCAUGCCGCCAUCUUUGGGGGCACAUGGCAGGGGGUAAAGAACAUAACCGAAAGCUGCUACCAGGGAAUUGUGAAGGACAAGGAGAAUGAAGUGGAGGCACUGUGGCAUGACGAAAGUCACCUUAACAAGUACUUUUGGCUACACAAGCCUAGCAAGAUACUGUCCCCCGAGUACUGCUGGUCCACCCUGAUCGGCUACCGCUGGGACAUCCACGUUCAUCGCCUGCUGUGGGCGGAAAAAUAUUACACAAGACUCCGAAGAGAAGACAAGUUGAGCACUAAAGGGAAAGAGGUCCCCGAAGCGCAGUGAUGAGUGUAAUAGCAUUGCAAAAAACAAGUAGGUGAAGAGUUGUUGUAACUUUAAGAAUGUGGUGAUGUCAACACAUUGAUCCAAUACUUGGAUCAGGUCAUCAUUCAGGGCGAGAACCCCAUGUCCUUCCAGAGCUGGCACAGCUCUGGGCUUUGAGUGAGUUGUAUCUUGUUUAUUCUGCACUUUCGAGAUGUAGAUUGCAGGCCAUGAGAGAAUUACAUAUUAAUUUCUUGCAGGAACACAAAGGGGGAUAUCUCACCUGAAAUGCGAUCACUGCAGCCCUAAGACUACUGAAUGUAAUCCCACCACUUGAAUGCCUUCUCUGUGAUUUGAUUCCACUGCAGUCAUUUUUCUUUACAGAAUAAACACACAUUGCCAUUUAUGGAAAAUAUGUCCUUUAUUUCAGUUUUGUCAUUGACAUGAUUAGUCCACGCUAAACAUACCAUAGCUCUGACACAUUUGGGAGGGGGGGAUAAGUCAAAUUAGUGUCCUUUUAGAAGCAUGGAACUUCAGGCAAUGAAUAAAAAUACUGUUUGGGGAAAAUGCUCAAGUAUUGUUCCUGAAAAAAGCUGUGAAUGCACAGCUGACCUGUCAAAAUCAGGACUCGCCGGGAGCAGUCAAAGUGUGGUUGUCCAUUGUGAAUGCGGAGACCGCGAUACGGAUCAGGUGCUACUUGGUGUCAUGCUGUCAUUGCAAGGCCGACAUCUCCUUUCGUAGCUCUGCUUUGCCUGCAUCCGGCAUGAUUUGCUUAUGAGGACGACAUUGCAGUAAAAUGCUCACGCAAAUGUGUAGAAAAA